GAUGAUUGUUUAGCAGAGGAGACAACCAGCAGGAACAUCUGUGUGUUCCUGGUGGCCACGUACACGGAUGGGCAGCCCCCGGAGAGCGCGGCCUGGUUCUGCAAGUGGUUGGAAGAGGCAGCCAACGAUUUCCGUGUUGGGAAAACCCACCUGAAGGGGCUCAGAUACGCCGUGUUUGGCCUGGGGAACUCGGUGUAUGUGGAUCAUUACAACACAGUUGGCAGGAGGAUGGACAGGUGGCUGUGGAUGCUCGGUGCCAGCCGUGUGAUGACCCGCGCCGAGGGCGACUGCAACGUGGCACAGAGCAGGCACGGCAGCGUCGAGGGCGACUUCGAGGCCUGGAAAGCCAAACUCCUCACUCGGCUCCAGGCCCUCUGCAGAGGAGAGAAGAAGCCCUGCAGCGGGAAGUGCAAGAAAGGGAAGUGCAAAUCUCCAGGGAAGCAGAGCAGGGAGAGCUCGGAUCACGAACGCGGGGCAUCGGAGCACGAGAAUACUGAGGCAGAGGAAUUGUUUGAAACCAGUAGUGAGGAGGAAGCUGAUGCUGAGGAAGCUGGAGGCACCAAUUCUAUCAUUGAUGUUGAAGAUCUUGGCAAUAUCAUGGGCCACAUGAAGAAAGCAAAGAGAGAACAUGAGCUCCAGGAAGGAGAUGUUGGAAGGAGAGAGAACCCUGGGAAGAAGGAUGAGGAGGAGGAGGAGAAGAGGGAGAUGAUAACGCCGGCCCUGAGGGACGCGCUCACGAAACAAGGUUACAAACUCAUUGGGAGCCAUUCCGGGGUGAAGCUCUGCCGGUGGACAAAGUCGAUGCUCCGGGGCCGAGGGGGCUGCUACAAACACACCUUCUAUGGGAUCGAGAGCCACCGCUGCAUGGAGGCCACCCCCAGCCUGGCCUGUGCCAACAAGUGUGUCUUCUGCUGGAGACACCACACCAACCCCGUGGGCACAGAGUGGCGCUGGAAGAUGGACCAGCCGGAGCUGAUCCUGCAGGAGGCCAUUGAGAACCAUCAGAACAUGAUCAAGCAGUUCAGAGGUGUGUCAGGGGUGAAGGCAGCUCGCUUUGAGGAGGCCCUGACAGUGAAACACUGUGCUCUGUCCCUGGUGGGGGAGCCCAUCAUGUACCCCCAGAUCAACCGCUUCGUGAGGCUCCUGCACCAGCACAGCAUCUCCAGCUUCCUGGUGACCAAUGCACAGUUCCCAGAGGAGAUCAGGAGCCUGGAGCCAGUGACCCAGCUGUAUGUCAGUGUGGAUGCCAGCACCAGGGAGAGCCUGAGGAGAAUCGACAGACCCCUCUUCAAGGACUUCUGGCAGAGGUUUCUGGACAGUUUAAAGGCCUUGGCUGAAAAGGAGCAGCGCACGGUUUACAGGCUGACCCUGGUGAAAGCUUGGAAUGUGGAUGAACUCAAAGCUUAUGCUGAGCUGAUAUCCCUUGGAAAACCAGACUUCAUCGAGGUCAAGGUGAGCUGCCUGGAGCUGUUCCCUUUUUUCCAUCGUUUUUUUUCCAGUUUUUAAGUCCCCAUUUCCCCCCCUCUUUAGUCUUCAGCUUUCUGAGUAAAACUCUCCU
This is a messenger RNA of Pipra filicauda (Wire-tailed manakin), 1558 nucleotides long. Its product is annotated as S-adenosyl-L-methionine-dependent tRNA 4-demethylwyosine synthase TYW1. NCBI's taxonomy places the organism in Eukaryota, Metazoa, Chordata, Aves, Passeriformes, Pipridae. Gene Ontology annotation, biological process: wybutosine biosynthetic process. The transcript is spliced from 11 exons. The record is from RefSeq and is a predicted model, not a curated record. The annotation marks the transcript as partial. Gene Ontology annotation, molecular function: FMN binding; catalytic activity; 4 iron, 4 sulfur cluster binding.